AUGGAAUGGCCGCUGUCACGCGUGCCGUUCACCAACAUCGUUGUGGAGGGAGAGGAUGGUGACGAUGUGAACGUUACGGAGGUACGCCAAGCUGCGGCGGGACGUAUAACGGAUGCGCUGCCCCACGAGAUGGACGCGUUGCGGCAAUCACCACAGCAGCGCCGCGUUCAGUUCACCUCCCUGCCUGCCUCGGAAGUGCAAACCGUGCACGAUGUCGCCCCAAUGUGCCCGGAGCUUGCGGCAUCUGGGGAUAGCAACAGAGGCCAGGCGACUCAUGAACGGCGACUCGCACUCAGCCAUGCUGCCGCCGUAACUGCAGCGGGUUCGAGCACGCACGAUUCCUCCUCGGUGAGCAAGGGCACAGUGUCUCUCAGCCGCACUCUGCUGCUUCGGUCAACCGCAAGGUCGACACGAGCAACAACUGAGACACCAGUUCAGCCCUCACAACCAUCCGUAUCGCUCACUAAGUCCUCGUCGCGGCGGAGAACGCUGAAGGACGGCGCUGAGGCAGAAGGGCGUGUAAAGCGCACAGUAUCAUCUCUAAAGAGGACAGCAAUAGCAAAGCUCGGUGGUGCUACUCGUCAGUCGCGCACAGGUGAAGACCGUACCGACAAGUCGGUCUCAAGACCUAUCCAUGCACGGCCAGCGCGACCGUCCUCAGCAUCAGCGUCCUCGACAGCACCAACGGCGCCGCAGCCCGCUACCUCCGAGCCUCCAUCUCCGCCAUUGCCGUCUGCCUCUCCAGAAGAGAGGGCAGCAGAGGCACACCGACUCACGGUGCAAGCUGCCCGCCCGCCCAGCCUCUCUGUGUGCUUUGACUGGUGGAUGUACUUGUGCUACUACGACACCCACGCACUCUUCACGUCGCAGGCAACUGCCUUCGAGGUGCCACUGCGUCCUAUCGCUGCCGCCAGUGCUAGCGUCUUCUAUGCGGAGCUCACCCGCUGCUUCGCUGCGUGGCGCCGUCAGCACUGGGACUCGCUGGUGGUGCUGCGCGGCGCCGGGCCGGUCGACAGUGGUGCGCGCCGUCGAAGCGCCGCUACUUCGAAGCGCGUAGUACGCGAUCCGGCGCUGCUCGAGUACGCCAACGCGGUGUGGUAUGAGGGGCUGCGGGUGCAGCGGCUGAUGGUGCAACUGCUGCUCUCUGGCAGCCAUGGCAGCUGGUCGUUUGAGGUGGGAUGCUUUGAUGCCGUACUCACCGCACUCGGGGCCCCACCAUCGGCGGAGUCGCCACUGUGCCCCGCAUCCCCGGGGUCUGCCGUCGUCAUACCCCCGUAUCGCGUGACACCCGCCCCUCCUAGCGGCCUGGCGGACACAGCCGCCAACUCACCUGCUACUCUCGUUACGGUGACACACAAUGAUGCCGCAGCAGCACCGCUGCGAACAGAUGGCCUCUCCAUUCACGUUCCCACCGCGGCUAGCACGCUGUCACUUCUUCGCGUGCUGGACAUGGUGUGGAACACGCUCCCCACGUCCAUCCCGUUCCGCAUGCCCGUGUCAGAGAUGGAGGCGCCUGGCUACUACCGCAGCACUCGCGACCCUGUGAGUCUCUGCCAACUGUACGAGGAAGCUUUUUGUGGAAUGACAGCUCCGACGCACCGCGCUUGCGUUCGUCAACACGCCCACAUUACCCGCCGGGUGCUGGAAGUGCUAGCAUAUUCAUCUGGCUGCAGCAGCACCGGGUGCGCUGUGGAGGCGGAGGUGCAGGCACGCUUCUUCAGUUACGCUCACCUGCGCGAACGGCUCACCACAUUGAAGGCCAACUGCGACAACUACAACGGUGCGGGGAGCGAGCUGAGCCAGCAGGCGAGUGCGCUGCUCAGCACCGGCGUCAAGGCGCUGCGGGACGCGCAGGCCGAAGAAGACAACCGGACGACGUGUCAGGCGCGCGGCGUGGAUGUGUUGCCGGUUCGAGAGGAGGCACACGUAAGGGAGGCGCCCCUCUCCGGGCAAGACAAGCUCGCCACACAGCAGCCGUACGCUGUGGGGGCGCUCUUUGUGGAUGAAUUAUCGAGUUUGAUGUUCCCUCCUAGCAAGGCGGAAGUUGUGGUGCCUCCCAACUUGCGACAGCCCCUUACAGUGGGCGAGCGGACUGCCGACGACAGCAGCGCUAAUGGCCAAAGGGAGGGCAGCCGACACAGUCGCCUGCUACGCCUCCCUGCAACUGGCCUCAGUGAGAUUGCACUCCGCGCGUCACCCCCUACCCCCACCCGUGCGUCAAAAGUCUUCUGGGUACAGUGCGAUGACUGUCGCGCAUGGCACAAGCUGGCAAAACGCCUCGACUCGGUGCCCGACACGUGGACGUGCGCCUGCCUGGGGAUCGUCUGCUCACCUGCCAAGGCGAAGAAGCGCACCAAAGAAGCGACGAAGCCGACAAAGACAUCUGCGGGGCGACGUUGUAGAACUAGAGGAGGUCAGGACCUCGACAGCACUGGCGGAGCUUCAAACACCGCCUCGGCGGCACCACACAAUGCCGGUGGGCAGAGUAACGACAAUGGCGGUGUUGAUGACGGUGACGUACCGCUCGUAGAUGUGUUCCCUGUGGCGGCGAGAGCGGCUGCGGUCGCUACCGCCGCAAAGGCGCCAAAGCGCGGGAGGUCAAUCUCACGGAAGCUGCACACCGCUCGUCUGGGGCCGAAGAAAGCGCGCGUGGCGCUGUCCACGCCGCCAUCCUCAUCAUCAUCACCGCCAUCAUCCUCAUCCCCAUCGUCCACGUCGUCAGGAAGCUCCUCCGACAACGACUCAAGGAGUAGCAGCAGGAGUGAUAGCAGUGACUUUGAGUCCGACUCCGACUCGGGCCUCAGCAGCGGCGCGAAAAGCAAAGCAGCCCCCGUGCAGCGCAUUCCGCCAGCACCCCGGCAAACAAAGUGGUCUACCGUCGCAACCCACAAGCUUCCACGGAACGCUGCCGCUGCAGUGACUGCGAAGGUCGCUGGAGCCGGCGCUGCUCGUCCGACAGACACGGCGCUGCAGCGGCUGGUGCAGGAAGUGGCGGAGCUGGAGGGACGACCGCUACAGGAUCGCCCAUUCGAUCAGCUGGUGGAAAUCAAAAGACUGGAGAAGCGACUCAGCGCCAUGGACUGA
Molecule: messenger RNA, 3084 nt
Organism: Leishmania braziliensis MHOM/BR/75/M2904
Lineage: Eukaryota; Euglenozoa; Kinetoplastea; Trypanosomatida; Trypanosomatidae
Exons: 1
Coding region: 1-3084 (1027 amino acids)
Molecular function (GO): zinc ion binding; protein binding
Source: RefSeq, a predicted model, not a curated record